Bombus huntii is the source of this 2797-nucleotide messenger RNA. RefSeq lists its product as uncharacterized. The record is from RefSeq and is a predicted model, not a curated record. The coding region runs from base 1 to 2646 and encodes 881 amino acids. Lineage: Eukaryota; Metazoa; Arthropoda; Insecta; Hymenoptera; Apidae. The transcript is spliced from 2 exons.
AUGUCACCUAUAAUUUCUGUUAAAGCUUCCAAAGAUAUACGAAGAAUUGUUGAAUUAUCGGAUACAGGUUGUGAUGCCAGAUUACCAGUAUCUAAAAUUGCACGACACAUUAAUCGACCUCAUUCUCCAAAAUUGACUAAGAUAAAACAACACGGAAAUUGGGAAUCGUAUUGCCCAGAAAAAAUCGAAAAUAAAUCUUACGGAGAAAGAUUUCGCGUACAAAAUGAAUCAGACGCAAUGGAUACUGAAGAAUGUUUCUUUAUUCUUAAAGAAGAUGGAACUAAUCAGUACUACUUGCAAAAUCACUCUCCACAUGAAGAUUUUACUGAAAACGUAGAAUUCAAGAGAAGUCCAGGGUCCAAGGACUUCAGAACCAAAUUAAGAGCAUCACCUGAUAGAUUAAGAUCAAAUUCCUGUGAACCAGAUGACGAAUCUUACGAAAUCUCAAACACCUUUCGCAAUAAUCCUAACAUAACUCAUGAAAAUAUUCUAAACGAUAUAAAAAAAAACAAUCCUUUUCAAUCCCAUCCAACGAGACCAAAAAGUGCUGGAGCUAAAUUAAAAUUCGCUCGUCCCAAUUAUCCUAACAAUAGAUUAGAUGCUAACCUUAUUGAUCAACCUAUUAUCGAUAGAGGAAUGGUCUUUGUGAAACAAGAUAAUUCAGAAGACUUCAUAUCCACAGAAAUCCCACGAAAUUCACCAAGAUACCAGAAACUUCACUGGCAAAGACUGAACAUGUCCUCUUGUAACGACAUUGAAGACCAUAUCGACGAAAUAUCGCAUAGAAAUCACAGAUUUUCUAGGUACAGUUCAAGAAACGAAAAACCAGUCAGUUCAGCGAAUUCAAAUAAAAUGUCAAAAGACUGGAUUGAAUUGACUCCAGACAGAAUUCGAUCCAGAACAUGGUCAUCACCUAUAGAUCGACGAAAAAAAACACGAUGUUUUUCAAAAAAUGUCUGUGAAAACUUAGAUCAAAUUGAAAAUAAACAGGAUAAUAAAAUUUCAAAUGACGAAUAUUCUAAAUAUUCUAGGUUAAGAAACACGAAUUCUAAUCGUUCCAUAGACAAACCAAGACUAUUCGUGGAUCGUGCAGUGGAUAAAGACAGUUUAUCUGACUUACGAAAUGUUUGUACAUCCACUGAACAUCUUUCUAGCUCGACUAUUUUUGACACGUUGUCGAAUCAGGUUGAAAAGAGUAAUAUUAAAAGUAGCUUUUGGGACUUUAUUCCAUUGGACGAUAAAAAUAAUGGAAAAUGCAAGGAAGUUUCUGAAAAUAAGAAAAUUGGUUAUCCAUAUCAACAACACGUUCCUUUAGACAGUAAUACUUAUCCAAUUCUGAAACAUUCAGCGAAGAAUAAUGACUGUUCAAAAUGGAAAAAUAGAUUUUCGCAAAACGAUUCUGUGAAUAAUCCAUCGCCAUUAAUAAAACGUCAAAAUGCAUCAGAAACUACUAAUGAUAAAAGAAACUUCUUUGUUUCUUCUUCUCAUAAUGAACGAUUUAACAAACUUUCAGCAAACAGCAAAAAAGUAAAAGAAGAAUUAAAUCCUAACCUCGAGAAAAGUCGAAUUACGAUUCCAAAUAUUCAUAAAAAUUCUAAAAUUGUGGAUUCUAUAAAGAAUCAAGAGGAAUAUAAAUAUGAAUCUAAGAGUCAGAGUAAAAUUGGAAAUAAACAUACUUUUGGAUGGACAAACAAAGCAAAUAAGUAUUUGAAGAGACCAGGUAGCGUUUUGAAGAAUGAAAAUGAUAACAAGAAGAAAAUAGUGAAUGCUAGCGACAUCUCCAACGUUACCAACAAUCAGAAAGUUAGAACAAAUAUUAUGGAGAGAACAGCGGCAUGUUUGAAACGAAAAUUAGAUAAAUCGAAGAUUAAGGAAUAUUCGACAAGCAAUCAGCUCUCACCAAUAGUGAUAGAGAAGAAAAUUCGUUCCGAAGUUUCAGCUUGCUCCAAAUUACCGAUAAGAAUAGGAAAUCGUCGAAGAUCGAGAAAUCCAAUGACGAGGGAUCAAUUUGAUUUCAAGUUUAUUUCUAAAGAAGAAAACAAAGAGAUAGAGAUGAAAGAAUUGAAAGAAGAUUCGUGUAGGUUAAGUUCUGUGAGAUCUCGAACGAAACCGAAAAUAAAACCAAGUGUGAUGUUAGAUGAAGCGAUUGACUUUAUCGACACGGUGAAAAAUUUCCAAUCGAUGGAAAGUGGAGGAUCUAAUUUAGAAAAUAAAAAUAAAGUUAAGGAUUGUUUGGUAAAUAAUUUAAAAGCGAAAUCGAUUUUAAUUGAAGAUCGCGUUGAUAAUAAUCUAGUUGGUAACGUAGAUACGAAGGAAAAUUCGUCGACUUUGAUAGAUUCUUCCAAAAAUGGAAAUCUGGAAAUUAAUAACAUCGUAGAUGGAAAUAAUGAAGAAAUGGAAAUUUUGAACGUGGAAGAAGAUCAACGAAAGAGAAAUGUCACGAACCGUGGACGAGAAAUGAAUCGUAAGAAUUAUUUGACGAAGGAAAUAGUUGAUGGUAUCGCGAGAAGUGGUCUUAAAGAGAAAUGUUGUUUUCGUUUGAAUGAUGAGGAGCGUAUUGCAUGUAAUAAUUAUUAUAAUAAGGAACAUAGGAAUUUGGACUUUUUCCGAUCGCGAAAGCCUACAGCAAUCAAAUCGCAAUUCUGAUAUAUUGAGAUUUAAUUAUCGAACUUAAAACGUUAACUAGAUGAAAUCAUGAAAUAAAAAAUAAAAAAAUAGAAUUAAGAUAAUACGAAAACGUGAUAAUUACACAUCGCAGACUGUAAUUGAUUUGAAAACUAUAAUAUGUAUUUUUUAA